CUCAUCUCCCUUCCCCUCCUUAUCCGAUCGAGCUGCAGACUCAAGAAAAAACUCGUCCACUCAUCUCCCUUCCCCUCAUUCUCUCCAUUCCCAUGGCCCUCUCAUCCGAAUCUGUUGUUGGCGGCCAUGUAUCUGAGAACGAAUUAAUUUUCAUUGAAAGCGACGACGAUGGUGUGGAUGAUUCAAAGGAGACUGAAAUCAUCUAUUACCAUGAAGAGGAAGACGUCAUAAUCAUUGCUGGGACUAAGAAGACGCAGUUGAUGCUAGACGACGGCCAGAGGUAUGAGAUACUCGCAAUCGAGACUUCUCCGGGGAUCUACAAACCUUGGGAUCCGAAGACAGAUGUGAUGAAGUUCAUGCAACCCACUUCAGAUGUGAACUCUUCGGUCUCAGAGAUCAAUUCCAAGAGUAAUGUGGCCAUGGCUGAAGGCAGCAGGAAGGACAAAAGGAAAAAGCAGAAAGUGAGUGUUAGGGCACAUCUUUUCCAACAUGGUAUUGAUGAAUCAUAUACAUGUUGGAUAUGGCACGGAGAGCUAAAUCCAGAUGAUGAACCCCCUCACCCACACAAUAAACGUGUUCAUGACUCAUUUGAUGAUGGAACAGAAGAAAACAGCGAAGAAGAUGGUGAGGACAUGUCUUUUGAAUACUCUGAUUUCAUGAACCAUGUCCAAGGGGAUUCUGAACCCCUUUACCUGGGAUGCAAGACCUACACUAAGCUGAAGGCACUAGUGAAAUUAUAUAACUUGAAGGCAAAGCAUGGGAUUUCUGAUUCAUGCUUCUCUGAAAUUCUGCUUUUGCUGGGGACAUUUCUCCCAAAGGGCAACUGCCUGCCUUCGUCAUUUGGUGAAGCAAAGAAGACCUUAUGUGCUUUAGAAGGGCCUAACAAGGAUGUACCCACUUUCAGUGGGUAUAAAAUCAAUGGUGUGACCUACAGCACCAAAGAACGUGAUGAUAUGCGUCAAGUUCAGUGUAGUGGUGUUUGUGUAGAAGCUCAAACAAUGCUCGUAGUUGUUCAUGUCGAUAUGCUAGCAGUGCUUGUCCUCCUGUAUAUUGAUGUUGCUGUCUCUUAAAUUGUGUCCUUCUGAUGGAUACGUUGGGCCAUAGUUUUUUUGCUUUUUGGGUAUAACAAUAAUGCUGUUCACUUGGU
This is a messenger RNA of Cuscuta campestris, 1147 nucleotides long. Lineage: Eukaryota; Viridiplantae; Streptophyta; Magnoliopsida; Solanales; Convolvulaceae. The record is from the annotation of a GenBank genome assembly.